Molecule: messenger RNA, 1309 nt
Organism: Hevea brasiliensis (rubber tree)
Lineage: Eukaryota; Viridiplantae; Streptophyta; Magnoliopsida; Malpighiales; Euphorbiaceae
Product: protein WHI4
Exons: 10
Coding region: 173-1009 (278 amino acids)
Molecular function (GO): mRNA binding
Source: RefSeq, a predicted model, not a curated record
GUUUGAGGUAUUUUUGCUAAUCCCACUCCACUUUCCGGUGUCUCCCUAUUCUUUCUCCGCUCCCUCGUCCUGUUCUACGCCUCCGCCGACGCCACGACCGGUGCUGCCCGCAGACCGGUUUUCUACCCAAUCAGUUCAUGAGCUUAUUACUAACCAAAUUAGAUAAGAAUUAAUGGCACAUCUUCAUCAACCUUACGAUCCUUAUUACCAGCUACAGCCACCAGCAGCAGCAGCAGCUGACCGGAACGGAAUUAACACGCUGUUCGUCUCCGGACUUCCCGACGAUGUCAAGCCUCGUGAGAUUCAUAAUCUCUUUCGCCGACGCCCUGGCUUCGAUUCUUGCCAGCUCAAGUAUACCGGCCGCGGCAACCAGGUUGUUGCAUUUGCUACCUUCUUUAAUCAUCAAUCGGCAAUUGCAGCUUUGCACUCUUUAAAUGGAGUAAAAUUUGAUCCUCAAACUGGAUCCACUUUGCAUAUAGAGCUUGCUAGAACAAAUUCAAGGAGGAAACAUAAACCAGGGAGUGGAGCCUAUGUGGUUAUUGAUAAACGAACCAAAAUGGCGUCUAAUGCCCAAGAAACAUCAAGUGAUGAUGGAGGCAGUGACUCUAAUGAAGCACAUGCAACUGACAAUGCUGCUUCUGCCAACCACGGUGAUUUAGGGAGUGUAAAGAGUGAGGCAGCUGGUGAGCCUGAAAAUGUUGUGGUAGCUGCAAAUGAGCAGUCAGAAAAGACUGUAGAAGGAGGUGUCAAUCCUUGUUCCACAUUGUUUAUUGCAAAUCUAGGGCCAAAUUGCACUGAAGAUGAACUGAAGCAAAGUCUUUCACAAUAUCCAGGAUUCAAUGUGCUCAAAAUGCGUGCUAAAGGUGGAAUGCCAGUUGCAUUUGCUGAUUUUGAGGAAGUUGAACAAGCAAAUAAAGUCAUGGAGGACCUUCAAGGAACCUUGUUACCAUCAUCGGACCGAGGUGGCAUGCACAUAGAAUAUGCGAGGUCCAAAAUGAGGAAGUCCUAGCAGAGGGGAAUGUGACAACGAUUUUCUGUCCUGCCUGCAGGCUUUGGUUCUUUCUUAUACUUGGCGCAACAAUGUUUAGUGGUAUUGCUUCAGUUUUCUUUAAAGGAUGAACCAAAAUACCCAGUAUUUUCGAGCCACUGUAAAACUGAUACUGCUUUCUUGCUGUCGUAAUCCUCCUUGAUUUUUCAGAGGGCCUGUAUACAUCAAUGCCUGAGAGAGCUUUGGCCUCUACAUUUUGUGGAUGUGUAUUUUUGGCAAGAAUAUCAUCAUAAAUGGUAGAGCUUGAUCCUUCAAAAUCAA